Moneuplotes crassus is the source of this 1305-nucleotide messenger RNA. The record is from the annotation of a GenBank genome assembly. NCBI's taxonomy places the organism in Eukaryota, Ciliophora, Spirotrichea, Euplotida, Euplotidae.
AUGGAAAAAGAUAAUGGAUUUGACACAUACUGCAAGGAAAUCUUUGAGGAUGGACCAUUCUCAGGAUACCAUGCUGAGCUCCAUGUCAUUCAUGGAAAGCAAGAUGAUGUUGUUGUCGCUAAUGACAUCGAGGGGAACGCAAAGAAGGUAGUUAACUUCUGCUCCAACAAUUAUACCGGUUUGGCCUCAGAUAAGAGAAUUGUGGCAGCAGCUAAGAAGACUUUGGAUACACAUGGUUACGGUCUUUCUUCUGCACCACUUAUGUGUGGGUUCCAGGAUAUUCAUCAGCAACUUGAGAGAGAGCUUUCUGAGUUCCAUGGAACUGAAGACACUCUUCUCUAUCCAUCUGGAUACCACACCAACGUUGGUUUCUUCUGUGCUUGCUUUGGAGAGGAAGAUGCUAUCUUCUCUGAUGAGUUUAAUCACUCAUCAAUCAUCGAUGGUGUUAAGCUCUCUAGAGCCAAGAAGUUUGUGUACAAGCAUCUUGACUUGGACCACCUCGAGGAGCUCCUCAAGGGUGCCGAAGACUAUAGAUUCAAAUGUAUAGUAACUGAAGGUAUUUUCUCAAUGGACGGAGAUAUUUUGGAACUUCCAAAAUAUGUCGAACUCGCCAAGAAGUAUGGAGCAGUCUUCUACUUAGACGAAUGCCACGCCACUGGAGUUAUUGGAAAGACUGGUAAGGGAACAGUUGAGUACUGGGGAAUGGAACCAUCCGAUGUUGACUUGAUCAGUAGCACCCUAGGAAAAGCAAUUUCUGGAGGUGGUGGUGGAUACACUACAGGCAAGAGGAACAUGAUCAAUUACUUGAGACAAUGCUCAAAGACUUUCAUCUUCUCAAACUCCUUGUGCUCUCCAAUCAUCGGAGCCUCUCUUGAAGCUUUGAGAAUCUUCAGAGAAGACCCAGGAAUCUUCACUAGAAUCAAAGAAAAGGGAAUGAGAUUCAGACAGGGUAUCAAGGCAGCAGGAUUUGAAGUAUAUGGAGACGAUGAUUGUCCAAUUUGCCCAGUCUCUGUCACUGAUGAACAUCUUGCUAGACAUUUCGAGAUUGAAUUAUUCAAGAAGGGAUACUACACAAUUGGGCUUGGAUUCCCAAUCUUUGAGCAAGGAUUAUCAAGAUUAAGAAUUAUCGUCACCGCCACACACACCAUUGAGCAGAUUGACGGACUCAUCCAAGCAUUCAAAGAGGUUGCAGAAGAAUGCAAUUUCUGGAAGAACCUCGAGGGAUACAGACAAAAGGUCGAAGAUGGACUUGUCAUUGGAAAGCCAGACUGGUGGAAGCCUCUUGCAGCUAAGGCUAAGCUCUAA